Molecule: messenger RNA, 3044 nt
Organism: Paramecium octaurelia
Lineage: Eukaryota; Ciliophora; Oligohymenophorea; Peniculida; Parameciidae
Source: the annotation of a GenBank genome assembly
AUGAUAGACAGUGAAACAUUUUUUGCAAAAUAUUUGAUAUCACCGCGAAUCUAACGAACUGAAUCAGAUUAAAGACUCUCAUCUCUUAAUGCUGUUUAAGCUAGAUUUUCUCCAGAUAGAAAGAUAAAAUCCUCUUUUCUUUAGGAUGAAAUUUUACUUGCACCUAAAAAUUCAUAAUUACUCAGUCAAACUAUUAGAUCGCUGCUUAAAAACAGUUGGGACUUAGUUGAAGCCAUUAAAGAAAAAAACUUAAUUGAUCCUCAUUUGCAAUAUCAUUUAAGGAAAUUCAAAAAUGAUCAUGAAAGUGUUAGUGACCUUAUCAACAGGAAGACUUUUGAUAAUAUGGAGCAUUCCAAUAUAUAUAAGGAUUAGAUUAAUUAAUUAUAAAACGAGAUUAUUAACUUAAAUGAAAAAUGCAAACAUAGAAAAGUAUGCUUAUAAAAGUUGAAUGACAUUUUAAAUCAAAAAGAAGAUGAACUUUUGCAUUUGAACCACUCCUUAAAGAAUUAUUAAUUAGAAAAUUAAGCAUUAUAAAACUAACAGGAAGAAUUAAACUGCCAAAAUAUUCAAUUGAUUGAAGAAUUAUAAAAUGUCAUAAGAUCCUCAUAAGAAACCAUAAGCCAACUUAAUUAAAAAGUCAGAGAUGGAGAAAAAAAAUGUAUAUAAUUGAAAUCUGCCAAAGAACAAGAAAAUCACACAUAGCUCAAUUAAACUACUAAAUAGGUAGAAGAUUUUGAUUCAAUUAAAUUAAAACUGAAAAAACAGGAGUCUUAAAUAGGAUUAUUAACAGAACAAAAUUAAGAAAAAUAUUUUGAAAUCGAGAAUCUUAAUUAAUUAGUAUUAUAAUAUAAAGAAUAAAUCAAAUAAAAUGAAUUUGAAAUAAAAAGAUUCAAAGAUUUAUGUGCAUCUUAAGAAGACUAGCUCAAUUAAUAGUGUAAUCAACAAACCUCUACUUUAUUACUAUUCACAUAAAGAGAAAACGAACUUACUUCAUAGUUUAAUAAUAUAUAAAAGGACCUGUAGCAAUAAAUAGCAUAGUAUUAAAAAGAUCAUGUUGAAAUAAAAGGAAAAAUGGCUUCGCUUAUUUAAAAAGAACUCAAUUAAAACUAAUAAAUCAAACAACUUGGAGAUAGUUAUGUUGAUCAAGAAAAAAUAAAUAAUGUUUAGAAUGAAACUAUCUUAUAAUAAAAGAAUUUAAUUGAUACUCUAACUAUAUAAUGUUAAUAAUAAAACUUACAAUUCCAAAGCCAAUAAAAUGAAUAGACAAUAUAAGAAUUACAAAUCAAAUUAGGCUCGUCCAAAACUACUAUUGAUGAAUUAGAUAAUAAAAUUAAGGAAGAAGAAUUCAAGUUUUUAAAAUUGAAACAAGAAAAUGAUGAUAAAAUAUUUGCUCAAUAAACUCAAAUAUCAAAGUAAGAAAUGGAAUUGGAAGGUUUAAAAUCACUAUCCAAAAAAUAACAUUCCUAAUUGGAAUAAUAUUCAGAAUAAAAUCAAAAAUUAAGAUAAGAUAUAGAGCUUUUGAAAACUGAAGCAAUCGCUUUAAAUGAUUAGAUAAAACUUUAUGAUGCAGAAAUCAAAAGACUAACUAAUUUGCAAAUAGCUUAAGAGGAUUAAUUAAAAGCCUAUUCAAAUUAGAUUAGUUCUAGAUCAGAUGAAUAAGGUUAAUAAUAAAAUUCAAAAUAAAUUGAGUAGAUAUUGAUUUAAUAAAAAGACUAUUCAGAUUUAUAGGCAAAGCUAUCCUAAAUUAUGCAAAAGGAGAUUGUAUCACAUCAGAAGAUUAAGAUUCUAGAGGAUUAAGUAACUGACCUGGAAGAAUUAAAUAAGAAUUUGGUUGACACAAAUUCUAAAUAGAAAAAAUAAUUGAGCAAUUUGGAUUAAUAGUGCUAAUAACAUGAAAUCUAAUUCGAAUUAUAAUAUAAGGAAAGAUAAACUUUAGAAGAACUUAUAGCUUAAAAUAAGUAAAAAUUAAUAUAUCUCGAAGAAAAACUAAAUUAGUCUAUUUUUACCAUUUAAUAAUAUGAACAAUAAAUUUAGAAUUAACAAAUACAAUUAUCCAUUCUUAAUUAAACUCAAUAAGAGUUGUAAUUCUAUUAAUAAUAGUUCCAAGCUUUAAGCACUAAUUUGGAUGAAUCAAAGUUAUAAACAGAGAGAGUAUUGAAAUAAAAAGAAGAUUUUGUUGUUUAACUUGAAAAUACAAUAAAUACUAAUAGUUAAUUAUAAACAUCAAAUAAAACACUUGAACAAAAGUAUAAAUUGAUUGAAAACAAUCAUUCAAGUUUAACAUAAGAAAAUAGAAGACUUUAAAAUUAGUUGAGUGAUUCUAUUAUUAUCAGUAAAUAAAAAGAACUUGAAAAUUAAGAAUUAUAAAAAUUGAAUGAAACAUGUAAUAAAUAAAUAAACUAAUUACAACAUUAAUAUACAUAAUUAGAAUAAUCAUAUCAUUAAAUAGAGUCAGAUAAACAAGCAAUUAAUUUACAAUAAUAUGAAAAUUCUCACCUCUUAGAAUUAUCAAUAUUAGAAAAUGAAAGCAAAUUGACAAAGUUAUAGAAAUAAAACUAUGAUUUGAAAGAAGAAAUUAAUUAAUUGAAAACAAAUUAAAAUGAAAAGGAGCACCAAUUUGCAUAAACUGUCAAAUAAUAUUAUCAAAAAAAUUAAGGUAUUAUCUAUAUUUAUACUUUAGAGCAAAGCACAAGAAUAGGUGAAGUUAAUAAAUAAGUAAAGGAGAAAAAUGAAGAAAUAUAAAAAAUCAAAUUGCAAAUGGAUGAUGCUUAAAUAAAAUCUCAAUUAUUUAAAAUGAAAGGUACAUAUAAAAAUUAAAUUUAGAUGAAACUUAUAGAAGAUUAUUAAGCAGGAUAAUAAAAUCAAUUGAUCCAUUUUGCGAUACAAAAAAGAUUAAUGAUGUUGAUGAUCUUUUAGAAACAGCAGUUCAAAAAGUAUAAUCAUUAGUUAAACAAAAAAAAAAAAAUAAAGAAAAUGAUGAAUUCUCUUUAAAUAGUUAAAAAGAACCAUUUAAUUUAGAAUUAUCUCAAAUAGUUUAAAAUUGA